Babesia bovis T2Bo is the source of this 5309-nucleotide messenger RNA. Its product is annotated as transcription elongation factor SPT6 family protein. Gene Ontology annotation, biological process: transcription elongation-coupled chromatin remodeling; nucleosome organization; transcription elongation by RNA polymerase II. The record is from RefSeq and is a predicted model, not a curated record. Gene Ontology annotation, molecular function: nucleosome binding; histone binding. The transcript has a single exon. Bases 81 to 5249 code for a protein of 1722 amino acids. Gene Ontology annotation, cellular component: transcription elongation factor complex. Lineage: Eukaryota; Apicomplexa; Aconoidasida; Piroplasmida; Babesiidae.
AUAUUAUGCAGGUUAAAGGUGUAGGUUCAUAUUGAUCAACUGGCGGGGUAGCCAUAUGUUUGUUCACUCUGUGCCUAGUAAUGGCGGACCCUGUGGAGAAGGAUCCCGAGUUACUUCGGCAAAAGCGCGGGAGGUCGAUUUCCCCGAGUAACGCUGAACGCGCCCAGCGGUUCGACGCCCUAAAAGCCGCCUUCAAGUCCAGGGAUCCUGAUGCCUUAACGAAGGCACAACGGAAAGGCCAAGGUGAACGUUCACCCCGAGCCAAGUAUUUAGAUACCAUGGCCGAAGAGAGUGAAGAUGAUGGUUUACCACCUGGUGAUAAGGAAUCUGAUUCCGAAGAGGAUGAUGAGCCUGAAAUUGGUUUUGAAAUACCAGACGAGAUGAAAGGAUUCAUCGUCGAUAAGGUGGACGACGACGAGGUGUCGGAGGAAUCAGAUGCUUCCGAUGUGGAGUACGAGCCGAAUGUCUUGGAUGAUGAUGAUCUAGCGCUUAUAGCGGAAAACAUGGGUGCUAAUAGAAGUAACGAGGACGACGAGGAUAACCGGAAGCAGUUGCGUCGACUCAAGAAGGGGUCGUCGUCCACUAAGGACCAAGAGGAUUUUGAUAACUGGCUUGAAGAUGAAUAUGGCGAUCAAGGCGAUUUGGAUUUAUCGGAUAACUGGGCUACAGUUGCUGAGUGCUUCGGGGAUGUCAGUUUGGUGGUACAAAUACUGAAGAAUGAACGCUCUAGCGUCAGUAAGGUGGAAGAGGAUGCGGGCUCAGACUAUGAGAAUGAGGACCCCGAAGUACCAUCCCAGGAAGUAACCCUGGAAAACCUGAUAGACCCCGAUGAACUUGCCAUGGAGUACAUGACAAAGGAUGAUGAGGGUAUCCGGGAGAUUGACGAGCCCGAACGGCUUUAUUUACGGUACAUUAACAGGCCAAGAAAAACUGAACCUGAAGAUUUACGUGAUGAAUCACAAUGGAUGAAGCGUAGAUUAUUGGCUGAAUUCCCGGAUGAUCUGUCUCCGGAUCGUAUUGCUGGUGCCUAUAAGGAUGCAUUCCAUGGUACCUAUCCGGUGUCCGAUAUAUCGCCAGAGGAUGAUACCAGAGAGAAGUGUGAGAUGGUGUUGCACUGGCUACUGAAUGAACGUUGGGAAGUCCCUUUUAUACUGUAUCAUAAACGACACCUAAUAUGCCCACCCUUAAGUGACGAGAUGGUGUGGCGAAUAUACCACCUUGAUGCGGAAUGGAUCAAGUUGAAAACGCUGUCGGACACCAUCAAGGACUCGAUUGACAGAAUAGGUUACGAGCUUCUGCCAAAUGAUGUCCUCUACUACUCGCUACACUUCAAUAGUAUGGAUGAUCUCAAUGACGUCAACUCACACUUGAGGUAUCACCAUCGCAAAGCCUUGUAUGUAGAGUCCGAUGAGGACGAACCUGUUGACAACACCCCCGUGCCGCAGCAUGAUGUCGAUUCCACGAAUCCAGAAGAUGAAAUAGAGGACGACAUUGAUGAAGACGAUGUAUUUGGUGACUUUACCUUUGGUACCGCCAUCCUAGAGACCAUGGACAACCCGGAGCAUCACAAGUCGCCUAAUACUGACAUUGACUCGCCACUGUCAGUUACCAAUUCGCCAUUUGAGAAUGUUGAUCUAGACGAAUCACUCGAUACCCCAAAACCACAGAUACUGCCACCGAGGUACGAUAUUGAGGAUACCCAUGAAUCGCCGAAGUCGUCCUCUGGAAGUGAUGUGGAUACCGACAUGGAUGUAGAGGCUAAUCCAGUUACUGGAAAUGAGCAUAACGAACUCAUAGAAAUGGAUGAGUCUGAAUUAAAAGACGACGAAUUGGAUGAAUACCUAGAUGACCAAAAAAUAGAUGAAGUAACUGGUGAUAUGGAGGCACUUGAAGUGCAACCAAAGAAGCAAACACGUAGUACCAAGAAGAGGUCUGUUGACAUGCAUCUAUUGGAUACAAUAGAGAAGCAUGGGUUCCACGAGCAUUGGCAGGGCUACAUACCAGAUGCACAGCAGUUUGCCAGUAUACUUGAAUCGUGUAUAGUCCUAGGGUCCCAUGAUUUGCGUGUACAACCGGAUAAAGUACGCGAGCAGUGGAAUGCCAUGGGUGCUGUGGGUAUGCUAGACGCACCCUCGAUUAUAGAAGGCAGUGAGGACCAGCAGGUGGAGGAUAUGUGUGCCCAGUAUUGCAAACCGCCGUACAACGGUGGUAAACGGCUGUAUAUCGCACUGGUUAACUACCACACCAAGCUACUGGCUAAUAACAUAACAGUCCGCAGGCUUCUGCGGGAGUACUAUCGGAAAUACUGCUGCAUCACCUCGACGACAACACCGAAAGGUGAAGCUGACGUCGAUGUAGCGGAUCCUACGUGGAUACACCGUAGGCUCUAUCGGUUCCCGUUACGCGAAUUGAUGACAUACCGCCAGGUGCACUAUGCAUACCCAAAGGAUGGCGGCAGUCGAGAUGACCGCCGCCAGUUUCUUGACGAACGACGUAAAGACACUGAGCUGCCCGAGAUGUAUCUACGAUUAAUGCAGCUAGAGAAGGAGGGUGUGAUUAAAUGCACUAUACAUCCGUUAUGCGCAAAUGAGGUGCCACCAUGGCAAGCUGAUGAUUUUUCAGAUAGGUUUGCAGAUUGGUACGAGCGGUAUAAAGUGGUUACCUACAGCGGUAACCCAAUGGUCAAUGAAAGCUAUAGAGCACGCAUGGGCGAGCAGAAGUCGAUACUGGAAAAAGAAGAAAUGCUACUUAAGGACUCCGAGGAACGUGAUAAGCACUGGAGGCGUAAUCUAGUUGACCAACUUGCAAUCGCAUACUGCCCUAGUAAUGUACCAACAUAUAGUAUAUGGAGACAUAUACAGAGGGAUAUACUAGGGAGGCUCCUGAACGUGGAGCUAAUACCCAAAUUUAGAAUGGAAAUUCGUGAUGAGCUCCAGCGAAAUGCACAAACAUGGGUACUGUUGCACAGCCAGCGUAUGCUGCAGUAUAAAUUAGAUAUUGCCCCUGGCAAUAGAGAUAAUAUAUUGACCAUGGCCGUGGAAGAACCUGGUAACGUCGUCCACGCAGUGGUUGUCAACGAGUUUGGUGAGCACAAGGAUUACAAAAGGUUGCAUAACCUUGUUGGGAACCAGGUGUCAACGCGUAACUGCACGCCUUCUAAUCCGCUAUUUAAAGAGAUCAUGGUUGAUAUAGAUCUCGUUAUUGACUUGAUCAAUACGUACCGAGUAUCUGAGGCGCUAAUUGGCAUGGCAAACACGGCCGGCAUGUUACUGUACCAUAGACUGUCUGUAUACAUGUUACCACAUAUCAAUGGGACCCUGCAUCUCAAAAAGGUUGAUAUCGAGGUACCACGCCUACGGCGCGGGAUGAUAAAGGAUGGAAGUUACCUAGAUCUAUGUGUGUCCAUGGGCCGGUUCUACAUGGACCCAGUUUCGGAAACGAUUAACCUAUGGAACAACAAGGGGAAUAAUCUGUUGCUUAAACUUAGCCUACACCCACUGCAACACCUAAUCAGCCAGGAGAAGCUCCAGGAGUACUUAGAAGCCACACUGAUCCAAGUAGUAUGUGACUGCGGUGUGGAUAUUAAUCGCAUUAGGACGUCCAAACACAUGGAGGCCACUUUGCAGUUUGUUGCUGGACUCGGCCCCAGGAAGGCCAUUGAUGUCCUGCGGCAGUUGAAGAUUGCCACUAUCGGGACCAGAGGCCAGCUGCGUAGCGGUAAUGCGUCGCUACGUGGCCUGGGUGAUCUUGUAUUCUAUAAUUGCGCCUCCUUUAUACGGAUUAACCAGAAUGAAGCCAUGGAUAUAUUGGAUACAACUAGGUUGCACCCAGCAGAGUGCUACUACACAGCAGAGAAGCUCUGCACCGAUUCAGUGGAUGAUGAACUCAACGGUGAAGAGGCAAUACAGGAGAUUUUUAACCAUCCAGAUAAAUUAGAUGACCUAGAUCUCGAGGCAUAUAGUGGCCUUCUACUAGAGAAGCGUAAUAUGCCACGCAUGCUGCCGUAUCUGCUAUUCGUUAAGCGCGAGCUGCAGGCGCCGUUCCGGGAUUAUAGAGCUACGCUACAGGAUCUCAAGAGGGACCAGGAGUUUUGCCUGGCACUGCAGAUUGAGCCCAGGCUACUCCGUAAGGGCUCACAUGUGAUGUGCCGCCUGGAUGAGGUGUUCGAAACGAGUAUACGCGCAACAGUGCUGCCAUUUGACCUCAAGGCCACCGUGGCGGACUACCGCAGCUUCAGUGAUGAUGUGUAUCGCAUGUCAAAGGACCAAAAUCGCAGUAUACAGCUACGGGGUACCACUAUUAGCGCACGUGUAGUGGCAGUGGAUUACCAUCCCAAUUAUGACCAUGGGCAUUGCAGGUACAGUGUGGAGGUAGUACUAACGGGGCAGCAGAGGAGGUAUCUCCUACUGGAUCUGUUUGACGAUAUUAAACAGGAACUUGGUAUUAAAGAGGAUUAUUUAUCGCCCCUGGUCCAGUUUGAUGUGAAUCACUCCAAGAAGCCUAUGCUGAAUGAGUAUACCGAGAAACAUAAAAUACACUACAGACGUGUUAUUAGGCACCCAAGCUACCGCAUGUGGCCGUUAAACAAGAUUGUGGCGUUCCUGAAGCAGCCUGAAAUAGCGAUUGGGGAGUGCUGUAUAUGCCCUAUGAGUGAAUGGGAUCGACUGAACCUAGUUAUUAAAACGUGCGCGGACCCCUUUAACUGCGCAACAUUCGUUAUAUACGAGCGGAACCAGCGUGUACCCGGGGAACUAGGGAAAGAAUUGAUCCUACUUAACCAGAAGUACGGCUCAAUCGAUCAAAUCAUAGCGCAAUUCUGCGAGACCUUGAAGCUAAAUCUAGAGGAAAUAUACAUGCACCCAAAGUAUAAACAUACAACGGAUAUAGCAAAGGCGGAGCGUGAUUUAAUACAGGAAAGUGCCAUGCGCCCCGAUGGAAUUGCUUGGGCUAUACUGCCACCUAAUCCAAUGCAUCAAAAGGGAUCACAGCAAAGAUACCAUCCACUGAAGUUUACUUUACUGGUACUACCACCAGGUAUGGAGUUGAACCACAAUGGACGUAGUUUACAAGAUUCGAUUUACGUAGACCACCGUAGCUUCAAGUUAUGGACGCACCAUGAAAGGUCACUCUCAGCACUAAUCAAAUGGUGGAAACAAGUAGGAUACUGGAGUAGAAAUCGGCAGCGUGAGCUAUAUAACCAAGAAAAGGCAGCUAUGAUGCGUAAAGGACAUGGCGAUAACCAUUAUUAAGGAUGUAGUAAUAAUCUGUAUGGCAUGCUACAUGAGUAUAUAGAUCCAAGGUAGCAUAGA